Messenger RNA from Gadus morhua (Atlantic cod), 5521 nucleotides. RefSeq names its product glutamate receptor, ionotropic, N-methyl D-aspartate 1b (gene grin1b). Gene Ontology annotation, cellular component: membrane. Gene Ontology annotation, molecular function: ligand-gated monoatomic ion channel activity; signaling receptor activity. NCBI's taxonomy places the organism in Eukaryota, Metazoa, Chordata, Actinopteri, Gadiformes, Gadidae. The transcript has 20 exons. Gene Ontology annotation, biological process: monoatomic ion transport. The record is from RefSeq and is a predicted model, not a curated record. Bases 640 to 3348 code for a protein of 902 amino acids.
CGCGGGAGCGAGCGGAUCAGGACCAAGGACAGCGGCUCGCGAGCAUCAGGUCAUUCGGAACUCCACGCGCGUCGGAACCACAACACGUGUGAUAAUGAGGGAAAUGUAUCGAGGCGUCGGUCUAAAAUAAAACGCCUUCUCUCGCAAAGUGGACCGUUUUAAUCAUCGCCUGUGUGUCAUUAAUUAAAAAGAAGGGGAAAAAAGAACCGAAACGGUAAUCAACAGGACGCACCUGGGAAUGGACGACAGGGUUUCAGUGUUGUGACUGUGUUGUACUCUCUCUGUGUGCGUGCGAGCAGCUCGCGGGCGAACAGGUUGGCGGUCUUUUAUCCCGAGCCCGGGUCGAGGAAGUAUCAAAGCGUCGUCCGCGGCUCCGCUGUCAGAACGUCACCGAUGACAUUCCGACGCUCCUCCGAGGUCGCGAGGACAAAGUGUGCGUGCUGCUAACGGGCACCGUGCGGUGGAUGUGAUUUCUUCCUAUGUUUACAUUCGAAGGAGAACGCUGUCUUGCUGGAAAGCGUGUACGUGUUUGUACAUCUCGCCGCCUGUUUAAGUGUUCACACAUCCAGCAAAGUGGGUCCUCUAUCUUACCCCAGUGGUCCCAGUUUAUUUGUUGCUUUUUUCUUAUUUUCUGUCAAAAUGCGUUUUUUGUUCCUCUUGGCCAUUUUCGUGGUGUGCUCGUGCGCCCGUGGGGGAUGCGAACCCAAGAUAGUGAACAUCGGGGCAGUUCUGAGUCAGAAACGCUACGAGCAGGUCUUCAAAGAAGCCGUGAGCCUGGCCAACGGCAUCUAUGGCAGGGACAAGUUUAAAAUGAACGCCAUCUCCGUCACGCACAAACCCAACGCCAUCCAGAUGGCCCUGUCCGUCUGUGAAGACCUGAUAUCCAACCAGGUCUAUGCCAUCCUGGUGAGCCACCCGCCCCAGUCCAACGACCACCUGACGCCCACGCCCGUGUCCUACACCGCCGGCUUCUACCGCAUCCCCGUGGUGGGCCUCACCACCCGCAUGUCCAUCUACUCUGACAAGAGUAUCCACCUGUCCUUCCUCCGGACCGUGCCGCCCUACUCCCACCAGGCCCAGGUGUGGUUCGACCUGAUGAGAGAGUUCCGGUGGAACCACAUCAUCCUCAUCGUGAGUGAUGACCACGAGGGCCGAGCGGCACAGAAGAGACUGGAGACACUGCUGGAGGAAAGAGAGACCAAGACUAAAAACAGGAACUUUGAAAACCUCGACCAACAGUCCUUUGACUUCAGGAGAGGACCUAAGGCGGAGAAGGUUCUGCUGUUCAGCCAGGACACCAACCUCACUGCCCUGCUGAUGGAGGCCAAGGACCUUGAGGCGCGCGUCAUCAUCCUGUCUGCCAGUGAGGACGAAGCUGCGGCGGUGUAUAAAUCAGCCCGGCAGCUCAACAUGACGGGGUCCGGCUAUGUCUGGCUGGUGGGGGAGAGAGAGAUGAGCGGCAAAGCCCUGAACGAGGCCCCCGAUGGUCUUCUGGGUCUCCAGCUCAUUAACGGUAAGAACGAGUCUGCCCACAUCAUGGACGCCGUGUCAGUGGUGGCCCAGUCGCUGCAGGAGCUAUUUGAGAAGGAGAACAUCACAGAGCCGCCGCGGGGUUGUGUUGGUAACACCAACAUCUGGAGAACCGGCCCGCUCUUUAAACGGGUGCUUAUGUCAGCAAAGUACCCCGACGGUCUGACAGGAAGGAUCGAGUUCAACGAUGAUGGAGACAGGCGUUUUGCUACCUACAGCAUCAUCAACCAGCAGAAACCUGGGCGCCUGGUUCAAGUUGGAGUGUUCAACGGCUCACAGGUUAUAAUGAACGCUCAGAGGAAGAUCAUCUGGCCAGGAGGAGAGACAGAGAAGCCCAGAGGAUACCAGAUGUCAACUAGACUCAAGAUUGUGACUAUACACCAGGAGCCAUUUGUUUACGUCAAACCCACCAAGAAUGAUGGGACGUGCCGAGAAGAGUACACAUUAAAUGGAGUCCUCAUCAAAAAGGUCAUAUGUACCGGACCCAAUGGAACCACUCCAGGACAGCCCAUUGUGCCUCAGUGCUGCUAUGGUUUCUGCAUCGACCUGCUGAUUAAACUUGCCAUGAACAUGAACUUCACCUACGAGGUUCACCUGGUGGCGGAUGGCAAGUUUGGCACGCAGGAGCGAGUAAAUAACAGUAAUAAGAAGGAGUGGAAUGGCAUGAUGGGAGAGUUGUUGAGCGGUCUUGCCGACAUGAUCGUAGCGCCUCUCACCAUCAACAACGAGCGUGCUCAGUACAUUGAGUUCUCCAAGCCCUUCAAGUACCAGGGCCUCACCAUCCUGGUGAAGAAGGAAAUCCCGCGUAGUACGCUGGAUUCCUUUAUGCAGCCGUUUCAAAGCACGCUGUGGUUAUUGGUUGGCCUGUCGGUCCAUGUGGUGGCAGUGAUGCUCUACCUACUAGACCGAUUCAGCCCUUUUGGAAGGUUUAAAGUGAAUAGUGAAGAAGAGGAGGAAGAUGCCCUGACCCUGUCCUCGGCCAUGUGGUUCUCUUGGGGAGUCCUGUUGAAUUCUGGGAUAGGAGAAGGAGCUCCCCGGAGUUUCUCAGCGAGGAUUUUGGGUAUGGUGUGGGCAGGCUUCGCCAUGAUAAUCGUGGCUUCCUAUACUGCCAACCUGGCAGCCUUCCUGGUGCUGGACCGGCCUGAGGAGCGCAUCACCGGCAUCAAUGACCCCAGGCUGCGUAACCCAUCAGAUAAGUUCAUCUACGCCACAGUGAAGCAGAGUUCGGUGGACAUUUACUUCCGGAGGCAGGUGGAGCUGAGUACCAUGUACCGGCACAUGGAGAAACACAACUACGAGAGUGCUGCAGAAGCCAUCCAGGCUGUCCGUGACACUAAGCUCCAUGCCUUCAUCUGGGACAGCGCUGUGUUGGAGUUUGAAGCGUCUCAGAAGUGUGACCUGGUGACCACCGGGGAGCUUUUCUUUCGUUCCGGAUUUGGGAUCGGGAUGAGGAAAGACAGUCCCUGGAAGCAGAACGUGUCCUUGGCCAUUCUCAGCUCUCAUGAGAAUGGCUUCAUGGAGGACCUGGACAAGACGUGGGUUCGAUACCAGGAGUGUGACUCCCGGAGCAACGCCCCCGCCACCCUCACCUUCGAGAACAUGGCCGGGGUGUUCAUGCUGGUCGCCGGGGGGAUCGUGGCUGGGAUAUUCCUCAUCUUUAUCGAGAUCGCCUACAAACGACACAAAGACGCCCGCAGGAAACAGAUGCAGCUCGCCUUCGCUGCUGUCAACGUCUGGCGGAAGAACCUACAGCCGUACCCGACUGACAUCACUGGCCAGCUCAACCUCUCGGAUCCGUCCGUCAGCACCGUGGUCUGAGACACACCCACGGCAUUCAAUAUCCCAGCCAGAAUAUCCAUGCUGCUACACCUUUUCAAUCUGCCUAACACACUCACACACACAAAGACACACGAACCUACAGACACACAAACACCACCAUUCAUCCCCAAACCAUCACUGAAACCUACUCUAGAUACAAACACACACACACGCACUCAUAGACACAUAUUUUCUCAUCCUGCUUACAGAGGCAAUCAUUUUCCUUUCUGUGCAAUUUUAAAGAUGGUGUAGCAUGUAACAUAGUAGAGGUUCAGACUUAGCCACAUGACAUGUAUUUGAGACUGGUCCACCUCAAUUGUAGUUCAGACUGAUCCACCUCAAUUGUAGUCCAGACUGAUCCACCUGACUUGUAGUUUAGUCUGUUCUACCUGACUUGUAGUUCAGACUGAUCAACCUGACUUAUAGUUUAGUCUGAUCCAUCUUGACUUGCAGUUCAGACUAAUCCACCUGAAUUGUAGUUCAGAUUGAACCACCUGUAGUUCAGAUUGACAUCUCUGUAUUUGACCAGUAAUGUCAAGAACACAAGGGAACUUACUUCAGGACACUAUCCUGGGAUGAGUCCUUGUCGGAAAGAACAAAGACUCACGUCCUAACAAAACAGACAUUCCACAGCACAGGGCUGAUGUAGCUGCCAUCUGUACUCUCAAGAUUACAUAGAACACGUGAAGCUGGCUAGUCAGAGCUAUAUAUGUAUCUCUGUCUAUACUUAAUGUACGUAUUCAUAUGUUAUAUGUAUGUGGUUUACAAAGGUAUGUAUUUUGGAUUACCGUUUAGCUUUUCCUUUUGGGUUGUGAUAGGAAAGAGGUUUACUUGAGGUUCUGGAGGGUAAUUUGCUAGGCUGUCUUUCUAAGAUACGGAGAGCCAACAGGAAUUCAUAUCAUCAAAUACAUUUUGGUUGUAUAUUCAUAAUGUAUAUAUCCAGGGGCGUGUCCAGGAAAGGGGGAACAAAAAGGUUUUGGAUUCCCCCCCCCCCCCCCCCAUGUGCCACCCCAACUAAAUCUGGCAGUCAACAGAAUAGUUUAGUGAUUGGACGACACAAUGCUACACAAAAGUGAGUGACGUCCCCUGUGUUGUUCUGUGCCACUCCUGCCCCCUCCCCCCACCAAACCAACCUGGACACGCCCCUGGAUAUAUCGGAGGACCCACUGGUUGCCAGUUGGAACCAAUGAACACGGGUCGAGUAGCUUAUCAUUAUCCCGAACCAAUGACCAUUAGACAUGCAAAGGGCGUAUGCAUAAUGCUGAGUGAGUUGUAGCUGCUGCUUCUUCGAGACAGACUUCAGACACUUACUCUGUUUGCAUUCUGAGAUCAUUUGUGCAGUACUUGAGCACCUUGCUACAGCUAUACAUUACAAAGUGCCCAUUGGAUAAGCCUCAUGGCCCACAUUUCCCUUCAGAUUUAUGUAGCUCAAUACGGCUUAUGCUGAAAGUAGAAUGCAGGUGUUAUGAUGUUGGCAGUUUUGUCCAGCUCUGUAAUGUAUAGCUGUAUAGCAGUGAUUUACCACCGGGGCCGUCCCUAGUGUUAUGUGAAGGUACUUUUGUUAUAUACAUUGUAAUGAAAACAAUGUUAAUUGUAUUGCUGUGACGAAAUGCAUCAUUACUGUAACUUAAAUAGGCACAUCUGGUACAAGAGUGAUAAAGGGUUAUGGUUGGGUUCUAAAUGACAGUAGGUUGUGAAUCCCUACCGCAGAGGUGAAAGCCAUUCAAAAAAAACAUGCCAUUUUUAUGUGGAACUUUAUUCGUAUAUAUUUCGUAAUAACUACGGCAGAAACCUUUUUGUAAAUCCAUUGAAUCACAAUUCCAAGUGCUACUAAGGCCACAGUGCUGAGGCAAAACAGUUGAUGUCAGAAAAAGAGGUUUGUUUCCAUAUUUCUAUGUUUGUACGUAAAUAUCCAUGCUACUGCUUCAUAUUGUGUUCUUUUUUAACCUAACAGGUUAGUCGUAUAAAAAGUAACUGUUUUUUAUACUGAGCUUAGAAAUUAUUUUCAGGUCAAAUUCUGCUCCGUCGCACUGUGAUGACACCAGUCACCUUCAGCCGCUCCAACAUCCUGUGAUUGUGUUAUACUGAGCUCUCUCUCUCUCUCUCUCUCUCUCUCUCUCUCUCUCUCUCUCUCUCUCUGUCUCUCUCUCUCUCUCUCUCUCUCUCUCUCUCU